GAGAUCAUCGGCUGAUUCUUGGGCGUGAUGGGACAUCCGCGUGCUUCCAGGUCUGGCACCAGCCACAAGAUGUCCCAGUAUUCUGUAAAGAGGAAGGUGAUGGAUACUCACUAAAGCACAGUGCCCUCCAAUCACAGCGGGGCUCUGACUCAUCAUUGUGCCACUUCAAAGCCUGGGAAUGGCUUUCUUGACCCCACCCACUCAAGGGUUCCCUUAAAAGUCAUGGUCACCCCUUCCUGCAGGGAAGAUGAUCUCUGAAAUAUCUGCCGCAACAAGACUGACUAACCUUCUGACUCCCUGAGCUGCUGGAUUUUUUUUAUUUUUUUUUCCUUUUCUCACGCAUGAGCCAGGAGAUCAAGGAACGAGUGCUUAGCUGAAGAAACACUUGGAUAUCACGGAUACUUGGAUUGUCUAUUGGUCCCCAGUGCAUGAAGCUUUUUCCUGUGAUACUACUGAACAAUGCAGUCCAUCAGAGACUUGAAGUCCAACUUCAGCGGCCCUCCUCCCUCCUCCAUGGCUGCUGGUCCCGAUGCCUAUCUCCAGGGCAACAUCAGGCUGACUCUGGAGGACCCUGAACUCUGGAAGAACUUCCAUGAAAUAGGAACAGAGAUGAUCAUCACUAAACCGGGCCGGAGGAUUUUUCCACACUGUAAAAUUAAUCUGGCUGGCCUUAUUCCAUGCGCCAAGUACAUCUUACUGGUUGACAUGGUCCCAGUGGAUGGUUUCAGGUACAAGUGGAAUAAAGAGAAAUGGGAGGUGGCUGGGAAAGCGGAGCCCCAGCCUCCCUGCAGAACCUACCUCCACCCUGACUCUCCAGCCCCGGGGAGCCACUGGAUGAAGCAGUCCGUCUCCUUCCUCAAGCUCAAGCUCACCAACAACACACUCGACCAACACGGCCAUAUAAUUUUGCACUCCAUGCAUCGCUACCACCCGCGCUUCCACAUUGUGCAGGCGGAUGACCUUUUCAGCGUCCGCUGGAGUGUUUUCCAGACCUUCACCUUCCCUGAGACUUCCUUCACAGCGGUCACAGCGUACCAGAACACCAAGAUCACAAAGCUGAAGAUCGACCACAACCCAUUUGCAAAAGGUUUUCGGGAUGAAGGCACUAAUAAAAAAAGGCGUUCAAACAAGAACCCAGCCUGCCUGGAGAAACGAGCCAAGAUGUCAGACGUCUUGAUCAGAAACUCAGAGGACAGUCCGACAGACUUCUGCCGGUCAUCGUAUGAGGGUUACGAUGGAGAGGAAAGAGACCUUCCCAAAAGGAAAGAGGUUGAUGGCGUCAAAGAGGAGCGAUACUCCCCAUGGACUGCUGACAGGGAGCACAGUGUGAGGACAGAAUCCCCCGCCGGGGCAGACCCCAGGGACAUAUACAACACGGAGCAGCUCGUUCCUGCUCCAGCUUCCUACCAGCCGUACAGGUUCCAUGAGUACGGGAAGUCUCCCUCUCCCUCCUCCAGCGUCGGCAGCAGCAACAGCGGAUCCGGACGCAGCAGCUUUGAGUCCAGAGUCCCUGAUGUCGCCACCGUACCCGAUCACGACCCCUCAAAGCCACGUACACAUGAGGUUGGCCCUUCCCCCUGCGGCCCCCACCCCCUCCCUGCCCCACAGGACUACCCGGGGGUCCUCAACAUGACCAUGGCCCAGCAUGGCAAGCCGGCGGUGAUCGGCCACCACAUCUACAGCCCGUACAGCGCCGAGCAGCCCCUGGGCCAGUGGAGCGGCGCCGGGCCGGCCCAGUACCCUCCCCCUCCCCACCUGACCACUGACUACAGCACGCAAGCUGUGCACCACGGCUAUCACCAUGGGAACGUGGCUGAGUGGAGCCAGUACCCACUGUUCUCUUACUCCUGCUGGUGAACGGAGCUUCCAUGUUCAAUGCUAACUGACUGAGAGUGACUUUUAGCCAUGCUGCUGCUGCGCCACCGCCAUCUUGCCAGAAUGCUGAGCCAGCGCUCCCAGCUGUGAGAAUGCAUGCCCAGAGACGGACAGCUGAGGGCCAGAGGCCUGCCAAACAGUAGAAAAAGUGAUGAGCUGAUGAGAAGAAUUAUAAGGAGACGUCUGUAGCUGCCUUCUGUUCGGACCGGCAGGUUUCAGACUCCAGUUAUGCUGAUUGAAAGCAAAGUGUCCUACGCCCUACUGUUUGAUUGUUUUAUUGUUGAAAUGUCUAUUUAUUUUGUAUUUCAUCUCAUCUCCCAAGUUUAAAUAUUAUUUUUGUAAAAGAGAGUAAAACAUAAGUGUGCAAUUCAUGUCUGUCUUCAAAUUGUGAUGUGAUCUGGGAAUAAAAACCUUAAAG
Molecule: messenger RNA, 2293 nt
Organism: Etheostoma spectabile (orangethroat darter)
Lineage: Eukaryota; Metazoa; Chordata; Actinopteri; Perciformes; Percidae
Gene: tbx16
Product: T-box transcription factor 16
Exons: 10
Coding region: 460-1857 (465 amino acids)
Biological process (GO): positive regulation of DNA-templated transcription; pattern specification process; regulation of transcription by RNA polymerase II
Cellular component (GO): nucleus; chromatin
Molecular function (GO): RNA polymerase II cis-regulatory region sequence-specific DNA binding; DNA-binding transcription factor activity, RNA polymerase II-specific
Source: RefSeq, a predicted model, not a curated record